Candida dubliniensis CD36 is the source of this 2298-nucleotide messenger RNA. RefSeq names its product anaphase promoting complex subunit 5. The record is from RefSeq and is a predicted model, not a curated record. Bases 1 to 2298 code for a protein of 765 amino acids. NCBI's taxonomy places the organism in Eukaryota, Fungi, Ascomycota, Pichiomycetes, Serinales, Debaryomycetaceae. Gene Ontology annotation, molecular function: protein binding. Gene Ontology annotation, cellular component: anaphase-promoting complex. The transcript has a single exon. Gene Ontology annotation, biological process: protein K11-linked ubiquitination; anaphase-promoting complex-dependent catabolic process; positive regulation of mitotic metaphase/anaphase transition.
AUGUCUAGAGAUGAUAUCAAACUUCUUUUAUCAGAAGAUUUAUCACCUUAUAAAUUAACCCUUUUAAUAUUAAUACAUCUAUAUUUAUGUAAUAAAUUACCCAUCCCACAAUUAAUCACAUUAACUCAAUUAAUCGAAAACAAACAACCACCAACUUCAAACCUACUAUCAACUAAUAACAUUAACAUUAUUCAUUCAUUAGAACGACUAUGUGAAAUUUUUAAUGAUUUGAAUGUGACAAAACAACUUUUAAAAUGUAUUUGGAAUAUUCAUUCAUUAGAACAAUUGGAAAAUGAAUAUAUCAAUAGUUUAAUAAAACAAGUUAAACCAGCCGAUUUAAUUACAUUGAAUAUAACUCCAGGUUCAACAAAUAAUAAAGUUUUAUCAUCAAAAUCAUUAUUUGGGUCAUUUAUUUUGAAAAUUUGUACAUCAUUUAAUUCUCUUAAAUUUGAUGAAAGUUUAUUAUUAUUUCAAGCAUUCCAAGAAUUUAGAGAACCAACAAGACAGAAAUAUAUUAUUGAAUUUGGUGGUAGUGAUAUGAUAAAUGAUAGUAAUCCCGAUUCUGAUUCUGACCCUGAUAAGGAGUUAUUUACCAAAUUGAAUAAUAAUUUAAUUGAAUUAGGAAUGAAAAGUCACCUGUCAACACAUAUCAUUCCAGUACCAAAAUAUGAUUUUCAACAAUUAUUAGAUCGACAAAUUUCUCUUUUAGAAAAUUAUGGUACUCCAACUCCACAAUAUUUAAAAGAUAUAAUGACAAUGAUGAUAUCACCUAAUUCUAAUGUUGGAAGAAUUCAAAAUAUUCAUUUUAAUAAUUUACCAUCUUAUUAUUAUUUACGAUAUCUUGAAUGUCUUCAAACUUCAAAUUAUAAUGAAGCAUUUUCUGCAUUACAUCAAUAUUUUGAUUAUAUGGUUUCUAAUAAUUCCAAAUAUUUUUAUCAUUUUGCCUUAAUUUCUCGAGCUUCAUUACAUCAAUAUUUUGGUGAAGAUAAUAAAGCCAUGGAUGCUAUUGAAGAAGCCAUUUCUGUGGCUCGAGAAAAUAAAGAUAAUUCUACUUUAACUUAUAUAUUAUCUUGGUUAUUUAAUUUUAUGAAAAAUAAACCUGAAUUAUGGAAUCGACAAAUAUUUCAUAAUAAUAGUAAUAAUAGUAAUAAUAAUCAUAGUGAAGCACAUUUAUUAGAUUUUUUAAUUAAAAAAUCUAAACAAGUUUCGUUUCUGCUUUAUUCCAUGAGUUAUAAUUUUGAAACAUUACAUUUAUUACAUAAUGGUGAUCGUUCAUGUAUGAAUAGUUUAAUUAAAUCAAUGUUUAUUGCAAUAAAUGAUGUGAAACCAACUUUUAUUAAAUCAGCAGAAUUAGCAGCUAUAGUUUGGAGCAAAAUUGGUGAACCAAUAUUAAGUGAAGUUUAUAAUGAAAUUGCCGUUGAAUUAACUGAUAAAACAACUGAUAAAAUAAGUCUUGUUAUCAGACUGAAUUUUUUGAAAUUUUUACAAGGUAAUAAUAUAAAUGAAUCUUAUAAUGAAUUAUUAAAAUUGAAAGAUAAUGUUACUUCUGAUCAUUCAUUGUAUAAUGCUAUUCAAAUGAGACUUUUAAUUAUUCUGGUCAAGAUCAAUUUACAAAAGGGGAAAUAUAAUGUCAGUAAAGAAAUCAUUAAUGUAUUGUUAGAUACCGAUUUAAAAGAUUUGGAAUUGAAAUAUGAAGUAUUGAUAUUACAAGUGGAAUUAGAAAUGUAUUUACAAAAUUAUAGUCAUGCCUUGGAAUUACUCGCAAAUAUUCAUGCUACUAAUAGUAAUGAAGUUUAUUUAACCAUUCGAUUAAAUUUAUUAAAAUGUAAAAUUUUCAUUUCAUCAGGUAAUCCAUAUCGAAUAUUUACUUUACUUAUUCAACAAAUCAAAAUAUCUAGUAAAUGUGGAUUUGGGAUGAUUGUUAUUGAAGCAAAAUUAUUAUUAUGGAAAUUAUUAAAUGAUUUACAAUCAUAUCUGGAUGCCAAAAAUUUGGGACAAGAAAUUAUGCCACAAAUUUUCAGUUUAAAUCAAUCAGAUUUUAUUGCUAAAGCAUAUUUUGAAUUAUCUAGAAGUUGGAAUGACGAAUCCAAGUCGAUAGAGUAUAUUAAAAUUGCUAUUGACAAAUUUAAGAAAAAUUCAGAUUUAGUUAUGUUGAAUAUGGCUUUACAAUAUCAAGUUCAUUUAAUGAAUAAACAUGAUUCUUAUCCACAACAAGAAAAGGAAAAGGAAUUGGCUAAUCAUAUAUUACAUGAAAUGACUCAAGAGUUGCAAAAUGAAAUUGAAAAAGGAUAUAUAUAG